Molecule: messenger RNA, 1410 nt
Organism: Plectropomus leopardus (leopard coralgrouper)
Lineage: Eukaryota; Metazoa; Chordata; Actinopteri; Perciformes; Serranidae
Source: RefSeq, a predicted model, not a curated record
AUGGGAGGCGGAGGCAGCGGCUGUGAAGACGAAAACUGUGGCCUCACAUCUGGUGUUACAGAUAACUGUUCGAACCAAGACUGCCACUGGGAGGAACCUGUGUUUGGACUGAUUGAGUUGGUGUGUGUGACCGUCAUUUAUAUACCACUGAUGCUCUUCGGGCUUCUGGGAAAUAUUCUGACGAUUCUGGUGGUUUGGCUCCGACCUCACAUGAGGAGCUCCACCUACCUCUACCUGAGCAGCAUGGCUGUCAGUGACCUGCUCAUACUCCUGCUGCUGCCGCUGGAGCUGUAUAAGCUGUGGAGGCCCAGACCCUGGCCUUUAGGAGACCUCAUCUGUAAACUCUCCGUGUUCCUCUCAGAGUGCUGCACCUUCUGCACCAUCCUCCACAUCACCUUCCUGUCCCUGGAGAGAUACCUCGCGGUCUGCUGGCCAAUCACAGCCAAGACUCUGGUGACACGGCACAGAACAAAGGCUCUCAUUGGCUGCCUGUGGCUGGGCGCUGCCGUCAGCGCUGCGCCGGUGCUACUCAUGGUCGGCGUGGAGGAAGUUGGGGGAGAGGAGACGGGGCUCAGGGAUUGGAGGGAGGACGGAGGGUGGACAGGCAGAGACGGAGAGCGGGGAGGAUUUCUGAUAGGUGGAGUGGAGAGAGGAAGUGGACACAUGGCCUCAGUGGAUGGAGGGAUAGAUGGAAUAAAAUGGGGAGAAAAGGAGAUAAAGAGAGGCGAGUUAAAACAGUUUGGAGAGAGAAAUGUGGGAAUGGAAGAAAGAAAUGAGAGAAGACAAGCAGAUGCAGGACAAAUGAAACUCCAAAAACAAGCAGAUGAAGAGGAAGGAGGGCUGGAAGUUGAAGGGGGGCCCCGAAAUAAAAAGAAAAAAGAUGAAGGUGGAGGAAGGGAAGAAAAGGUUAUUGGAGCAAAAGUUGACAGGAGAGAGUGCCGCUGCACGCAAUAUGCCGUCUCCUCUGGCCUGCUGUCAGCCAUGAUGAUCCUCUCCAACUUGUACUUCCUGGUGCCCGUCUGCAUCCUGGUUCUGGUCUACGGCCUAAUUGGACGGACGCUGUGGCUCCGCCCUCAAAGCAGCCGCAGAAACCAGAGUCACCGGCACACCGUCAAAAUGCUGGGUGUGAUCAUCUUGGCUUUUGUCCUGUGCUGGCUGCCCUUUCAUGUGGGUCGCACCAUUUUCUCUUUUACUUUUGACACUGGUUUAUACUAUCUGUCUCAGUAUUUCAAUUUGGUGUCCUCUGUCCUCUUCUACCUCAGUGCUGCCAUCAAUCCUUUACUGUACAACCUGAUGUCUGCCAGGUACAGACAUGCUUGCAGGCUCGUCAACAUAGCACAGGAAGAUCUUGCCAUUCUGCCUUUAUGUAAGUGUCACCUGAUAGCUGCAGGGAAGAUUUAUCCUGCUUAG